Epinephelus fuscoguttatus (brown-marbled grouper) is the source of this 2156-nucleotide messenger RNA. RefSeq lists its product as uncharacterized. Lineage: Eukaryota; Metazoa; Chordata; Actinopteri; Perciformes; Serranidae. The transcript has 6 exons. Gene Ontology annotation, molecular function: RNA binding. Gene Ontology annotation, cellular component: nucleus. Bases 338 to 1003 code for a protein of 221 amino acids. Gene Ontology annotation, biological process: regulation of double-strand break repair; protein polyubiquitination. The record is from RefSeq and is a predicted model, not a curated record.
UGUGCGCCUCGUGUUUACAGACAGCCGUCAUAAAUUCAAUUUCCAGAUGUCAGCUGCUUUAAUAUUAAGCACGGAAGGUAUAGUUUGGAUUAUAAUAUGAGUCUGUGUCGGGGGGAAAGCACAGAAUAAAUAAGACGAAUCUUUUAGUAAAAAUUAACAUUAUAUGACGCAGAUUUUAUGAAGUAUUUUGUGGAUGUCUGAAUGUUGAUGUGAUUGGAAGAAGCUGAGGACUAAAAAGUUGUCAGAGGUAAAAUCUUCUGUAAAACGGCUCAUUGUAACGUUACAGCGCGGUGUAACAUGGCACCUGCAAGCAGUGAUUUAAUGUGAAAAGUCAAAUAUGGACGAAGAAGAAGAUCUGGAGACACUUGGUGAGAAACUGUACAUUCUGAUUUACCCCAAACACAAAGAGAAUGCUGGAAAACUCACAGGUAUGUUGCUGGAGCUGCCAGGUCCUGUGCUGAGUCAGAUGCUGCAGGAUGAAGCCACGCUGACUGCUGCUGUGGAGAAAGCCCUCAGAGCCCUGCAGCUGGCACAGGAUCCCAGCAAAGUAACAUGUAAGGACGAGGAUGACGCAUCUGUGUCCUCUGACUCUCUGGGGGAGCAGCUGUUUGACCUGGUGGAUGUUUACAACACAGGCCACUCGCAGAAAAUCACAGGAAUGCUUCUGGAGCAGCACAAAGAGGUCGUGUUAAACCUUCUUUCAGAUCCAAAACUGCUGGAAGAGCAGGUGAACUUCGCCCUGAAGACUCUCAAGGAACAGAACAUGGAGGAGACAGACAUUAGUGACAUGUCGGAUGCUGAUGACACAGAGAGGCUUGGAGAGAAGAUCUUCUCACUGGUGGAGGAGCUGGAUCCACUUCAUGCAAAUGAUAUUACAGGUAUGCUGCUGGAGAUGGACCCAGCUGCUCUCCAACAGCUGCUCAGUGACCACUCGAUGCUGGAAGUUGCCGUUCAGAAAGCACAAGCAGCGCUUGACACUCAGAAUCAAACUCUCUCUACUUGAAGAGAAGAGGACAGGAACUAUUUGCACACAGAAUGAGACAUUAACAAAUAAAUGACUUUGAUGAACUCAGAUAACAUAAUGUUGGGAAGAGCUGGCACAUUACUCCAGGAGAUCAUGGUAAUACAAAUUACUUAUAUAAGUAGCUAUGUUUGUUUUAUACUGACUGUUGGAAGGUCUACAUUUGACUGGACUUACUGUAAAUAAUUAAACAGUCUAAUGAGCCUUUUCUUAGUUGAAAGUAAGCUGAUAUUGCCCCUUUUUUAGCAGAGGUGCUCAAUUUGCUAGUACAAUAUCGUCUUUCUCAGAUCAGUGGACUGAACACGUGCAAGUGCCAGUGUCGCUUGAUGAAAAUGUUUGUAAAAAGAGAGGAUUUAAUUGUAAGGCUGUAAAAUAAGUGUUGCCAACGGUCAUGCUAUGACAAUUUAUUAGAUUUUGUUUUUGUACUGUACAUAACAAUGUAACUGUGAGAUGGUGAAAUGUCUUUGCUAACAGAAAUACAGCAGAUUAUAUAAAACUAAGGAUGCUGCAAAUUUUUAGCCAUGCACAUGACAUGGCUCUGUGGAUGUCAGUUGUGAUCUGACAGUCCAUCACUUUGGUCCUGAUUGAAAUGUCUUACCAGGGUCACACUGGUGCAUUUGCAUGUAUAUUAAGUAGAAAUUAAAUGCAAACCUGACUGUAAAUCCCCUUCAUCACCAUCCCACUGCUCCACAACAUUUCACCUACCUCCUGGUAUCUGAACCUCUAAUACGCUGUGGAACAAAAUGUCUUAGCAUAGCCUGUGUUCCCUUGCUAGCAGUUCAUUUCUUGUUAGAUCUCUAUCAGCCAAUACUGUCUUUAAUGUCACUGAUCAUAUUUUCAUCACAUUUGCAUUACGAGUUAUGUGCAAAUGUGGCAGCUCCACUGGUUUUGUUUUCUGUAGGUACACGCGCUUGCCAAAACGUUUGCUACAUCUUAAGCCACAUUAGAUUUAGAUUUUUAUUUAUUUCAAACAUGUAAACAGAAAUGUCAUAAGAAAAGAUUUAAGACCCUCGGAGUGAUAUUUAAGACCAGUUUUACAUUUUAGGGUCAAUUUACUGUAAUAAAUAACAUUACUUUUCUGAUCUAGUUGAAAAGUUGGAUGAUCUACUUCAAUGCUGAAAAAAUAUUAAAACUU